CGGAUGUUUAAAUCACGUGACCUAUCGACAUGGUUAAUUGGUUGUUAUUAGUGGAUAUUGACAGGAACAGAAUAGUGCUGUACUGAAUUAACCAAAAAGACUGGAGUGACAAGGAGAGAACAACAAAACACUCAUUUCAACUGAUCAGCUCAGUGGUAAGAGUUUGAGCGAUGGGCAAGGCGAACAGCAAACUCAAACCUGAGAUGCUGCAAGAUCUGCGACAGAACACGGAAUUUACAGAUGAUGAAUUACAGGAGUGGUAUAAAGGGUUCCUGAAAGACUGUCCCAGCGGACAUCUUACUGUUGAAGAAUUCAAGAAAAUUUAUGGAAACUUUUUUCCUUAUGGUGAUGCUUCAAAAUUUGCAGAACAUGUUUUCCGUACAUUUGAUGCAAAUAGUGAUGGUACAAUAGAUUUUCGAGAAUUUAUAUGUGCACUGAGUGUAACCUCACGUGGGAGAUUAGAACAGAAACUAAAAUGGGCUUUCAGUAUGUAUGACCUGGAUGGCAAUGGUUUUAUAUCAAGACAAGAAAUGCUCGAGAUAGUUACUGCAAUUUACAAAAUGGUUGGAACAGUCAUGAAGAUGCCCGAGGAUGAAUCGACACCAGAGAAACGCACUGACAAAAUAUUCCGUCAAAUGGACAAAAAUCUUGAUGGCAAAUUGUCACUGGCAGAAUUUAUCGAAGGAGCAAAAAGUGAUCCAUCGAUAGUUAGAUUAUUGCAAUGUGAUCCAAAUUCUGCAAGCUGAGAAUGUUGUCAGGAAAAUAUGACAUUGCCAUCUGCAAAACUGGAAUGGAAGCCAAUUCCUUAAAAUUAUGUUUAGAAGAGAAAAUUGAAGCACAAGACACAACAGGAAAUAUGUUAUGUUAAUAUGGAUUAUGUUUCCUGUGACUCUUACUUUAAUAUUGUAUCAUUGCCUUGAAACUGUUACUGAUCAAAUCGAAAUGCACCAUAUUUAUUCUAAUAAAUGCUACAUGGAUGAAACAUUCUCCAAAAUUAUUACGAGUUACCUUCAAAUAGAAAUUUAUGAAAAAAAAUUUAGAAAAUCUAUAACAGUCUGUAACAGGCUAUGAUUUGAAGAAAUGUUGUCAUAGGCAUUUAUUGUAAUAAGUAUGGUCAUUAAGAAAAAAUAUAUUUAGUACCUGUGAAAUCCAAUUAAAAAACCGGUACUUGAUCACAUCUCAUUCCUUGGCCUAUAUUUUUCUUCUUUUCAUGUAAAUGUCUCCUUUUCCAUUCUUGAUAAUUUUGAUUUUUUUUAUGAAAAAAAUUAAAUCAGCUUUUUAUUUAGCUUGUCAACAUGAAAGUUAUUUGUACCUCAUUUUUGCAUCAUCAUCAUCAUCAUCAUCAUCAUGUAAUCAUGAGCUUAUUAUGACAGCAGCAUAUGAAAUAACCUAAAAUUGUUAGUGAUAAUUUACAAAAUAGUGUUUUUAAGACAUAAGCACCAAAACCUAUUAAUAUGUACAUGACAGAUCUUGAGUAUAUCUAUUUCUUUUGUGUGUACAGUUUAAGGAGGCAAAAAGACAACUAUUUACAGUCAUUGACAGUAUAUGCAGGUGAAAAUACAAAUGUUUACAGUCAUGUACAGUAAAUGAAGGUGAAAAGACAAAUGUUUACAUGUACAGUAUAUGUAGGUUAAAAGACAAAUGUUUACAGUCAUGUACAGUAAAUGGAGGUAAAAAGACAAAUCAGUACAUGUACAGUAUAUGGAGGUAAAAAAAAAGCAUACUGGGCUUAUCUGUAUAUGCUAUAUUUAAAUGAUAUAUUAUGAGGUAAAAAGAUGUUUACAUGUACAAAUAUGGAGGUAAAAUACAGAUGUUUACAUAAACAAAUAAGGAGGUAAUAUACAGAUGUUUACAUGUACAAAUAAGGAGGUAAAAGACAAAUGUUUACAUGUACAAAUAAAAGACAAAUAUUUACAUGUACAAAUUAGGAGGUAUUUUACAGAUGUUUACAUGUACAAAUAAGGAGGUAAUUUACAGAUGUUUACAUGUACAAAUAAGGAGGUAAAAGACAGAUGUUUACACAAGAAGCAUAAUUAUUACAGUGGUAAUAGCAGUUUGUUUGAUACUGGUGCACAGCAAAGUCUUGGUCCCAAAAUUAAAUAAAGGUAAUUCCUUCAGAACACCUACCUAUAUAAAGUUUUUGAAGUUAAUAGUUAUUAGGUAUACGUUUAUAAUUAGCUUAAGGAAGAUCUAUAUAACUUACAUCCAAGUAAUUGAGAAAACUUAAGUUUAGAACAAUAACACUUUGAGAAGGAUUGUAUAUAUGGGACUAGAAACCAGAAAUCUUAUUGCUAUGCUCCUGACAGCUGUACAUUAUUGCUCAAACAUCAUUAUAUUUGUAAAAGAAUCCACAUUCCAUGUUUUAAAUGCAAGCUGUUAUAAAUACACAAAUCUAGGGAAACAUAAUGUAGAAAAUUUCAGGCAGCAUUGUUUUUGUAUCUGGCUUUAAUACAAGGCAUAAUUUCCCAUUCUUGGCUUUAACUGAAGACCAACGUAUGUCUAAAGUUUUCAUUUGUAGAUAUUCAUGGUUUUGUUUGUUAAGGUAUUAAUGAAUCUAAUAUGACUUUUGUUGAUGAUUUGUUAAGAUACCCACGGGUCUACAACUAGUUAUCAUUAUGUGAAAAGAUAACCAUUGUUAUUAUGUCUCCCCCAGGAGACAUAUUGUUUUUGCCCUGUCCAUCCGUCCGUCCGUCCGUACGUCACACUUCAUUUCCGAGCAAUAACUGGAGAACCAUUUGACCUAGAACCUUCAAACUUCAUAGGGUUGUAGGGCUGCUGGAGUAGAUGACCCCUAUUGUUUUUGGGGUCACUCCGUCAAAGGUCAAGGUCACAGGGGUCUGAACAUUGAAAACCAUUUCCAAUCAAUAACUAGAGAACCACUUGACCCAGAAUGUUGAAACUUCAUAGGAUGAUUGGUCAUAAAGAGUAGAUGACCCCUAUUGAUUUUGGGGGCACUCAUUCAAAGGUCAAGGUCACAGGGGCCUGAACAUUGAAAACCAUUUCCGAUCAAUAACUAGAGAACCACUUGACCCAGAAUGUUGAAACUUCAUAGGAUGAUUAGUCAUAAAGAGUAGAUGACCCCUAUUGAUUUUGGGGUCACUCCAUCAAAGGUCAAGGUCACAGGGGCCUAAACAUGGAAAACCAGUUCCGAUCACUAACUAGAGAACCAUUUGACCCAGAAUGUUGAAACUUCAUAGGAUGAUUGUACAUGCAAAGUAGAUGACCCCUAUCGAUUUUGGGGUCACUCCAUUAAAGGUCAAGGUCACAGGGGCCUGAACAUUGAAAACCAUUUCCGGUCAGUAACUUGAGAACCACUUGACCCAGAAUGUUGAAACUUCAUAGGAUGAUUGGUCAUGCAGAGUAGAUGACCCCUAACAACUUUGGGGUAACUCUCUGAAAGGUCAAGGUCACAGGGGCCUGAACAUUGAAAACCAUUUCCGGUCAGUAACUUGAGAACCACUUAACCCAGAAUGAUGAAACUUCAUAGGAUGAUUGGUCAUGCAGAGUAGAUGACCCCUAACGAUUUUAGGGUCACUCUGUUAAAGGUCAAGGUCACAGGGGCCUGAACAUGGAAAACCAUUUCCAAUCAAUAACUUGAUUCCAAUCAAUAACUUGAGAACCUUUCGGCCCAGAAUGUUGAAACUUCAUAGGAUGAUUGUUCAUGCAGAGUAAAUGACCCCUGUUAUUUUUGGGGUCACUCCCUUAAAGGUCAAGGUCACAGGGGCCUGAACAUUGUUAACCAGUUCCGAUCAAUAACUUGAGAACCACUUGACCCAGAAUGUUGACACUUCAUAGGAUGAUUGAAUGUAGAGUAGAUGACCCUUAUUGAUUUUGGGGUCAGUCUAUUAAAGGUCAAGGUCACAGUGGCCUGUUCAUGUAAAAUCAUUUUUUGGAAAUAACUUGAGAACCACUUGACCUACAAUGUUGAAACUUAAUAGGAUGAUUGGACAUGCAGAGUAGAUGACCCCUAUUUAUUUUGAGGUCACUUGAUCAAAGGUCAAGGUCACAGGAGCCUCAACAGUGACUUGAGAACCACUAGGCCAAGAGUGUUGAAAUUUAGCGGAAUGACUGGACAUGCCAAGUAGAUGAUCCCUAUUGCAGCUAACCAUCAGUGUCUCUUUGACUUUCGCUCCUGACCCCUACUGACUUCUUGCCUAUAGGACUUUGCAUUGGGGGAGACAUGCGCUUUUUUACAAAAUCAUUUUCUAGUUGUUUGUUAUUUUACAAUAAUGGUUUGACAAUAUGUCUGUCUAAGGUUAUGAAGUAGUUAAUUUUAUGGUAACUGUAUGACAAUACGUCUGUGGUUGUAUCAUGUGUAAGUUUAAGGUAACGCUAUGGUUAUAUCGCGUGUAAUUCCACAGUAAUGAUUUGACAAUAUGCCUAUAGUUAUAUCAUGCGUAAUUUUGCAGUUAUUAUUUGACAGGAUAUCCAUGGUUAAAGCAUGGCACUUUCCAGUCAUAAUUUGCACAGAUAUAUAUGAUUAUGUUUUACAUUAUGGUUAAGUUAAAAUUUCAAAAUAGGUGUGGUUAUGCCAUGUGUAGUUUUACAGUUCAUUUUGCAAGAAUGUUCCUGUGAAGCCUUGGUCAGUGAUGACUUUAAAUCAUUCCCUGUUAACACGAGCUUGACACAAUAAGCAAAGGGGUGUCUUGUCUUGUAUACUGAGCAGAACAACUGAAAUCUGCUGGUUACUUUGCCAAUCUCUGAACUAUUACUGAUAAUUACUGCAGAAUCUUCAAAAUUUAGCAUAAAUUUGGGAAAUAGAUUUUAGUUUUGCAUGCUUUGUUGGCAAAUAAAGCGUGGUUUUGAGUUCAGAUGCGUUGUAAUUUAACCAUGAAGGCCAAAGGCCCGAGUGUGUAAUUAUGACGAAUCUGAAUGAAAUAACGUGUUUUAUUCACCAACAAAGCACACAAAACCAAAUUCUAUUUCCAUUCUAACACGUCCAAAUUACACCAGGAAAAGAUACUAAUCUGGAAUCCUUUGUUAGGCGGAAUAGUCGAAAGUACUCCAUUUUGCAAAGCGUGUUUUAAUUGACAAGACAGUACACAGUAAAAUCCUUUGUUAUAUAAAUGAAAAUCGUAAAAGUGUUAGAAUAGUUAAUAAAAUGUCAAAACUUUAUAUAUAUUGAAUAACACAAAGAUACAAUUUUAUUAAUUUUACUACCUAACUUAACCCAUUUAAAAGAAGAUCAGUAAUUUAUAAGAUAUAAAUUUGGAAAAUAGCAAAAAAAAAUUAAUGGCAUGUUAGCUGUUUUGUUCAGUAUAGAUUUCCUAUUCCACAAGGUUAAUUACUGUAGGACUUGUUUUCAGAUGUGUACUAUAUUUUGUACAGGAAAUUUUGUCUCAGAAAGUGCUAGUCUUAACAUUGGCAUUGGUGUAGCAAAGGUUGUAAAGCUGGUGGGUGUUGAAGAGAGAAUGCCAAGAUUGUUUCAGCUACCAUACUUUAUUGCAGAAAUCAGUCUGGAAAUUUUUUGCUUAGCUGUAAAAGACACAAUAUCCCUAAAAUUAAAGCACAUAAAAACCAAUACUAAUACGCAGUUUUUGUACUCUUUAGGACUAGAUUAUUUAGUUACAGUGUUGUUGAUUAUGUUAAUACUCUAUAUGGGCAGUGCAGCCUGUAUACUUGUUCAGGUUUUACAAGUUUAGGGGUUAGUUUUGUUUAAAAUGGUUCAGUUACAUCUGUUAACCCUUAGCCUGUUGGCGGCAAGUGAUUCUGCCUUUGCGACCAUUGCAUACCAAGAUCAGUCUGCACAUCCGUGCAGUCUGUUCAUGGUCUGCACUGUUCGCCAUUCAGUCAGUAUCUUAGUAAGCACCACUUUUAUCAGUUAAUGGUACUGUCCAAAUUGAAAGAUAGACUAGUUCAUUAUAGAAAUAUUGGGGAAAAAAUGAAAAAUGUAUAAUGUCUGCAAACAUUGAAAUUCAUAGGAAGAUAAAUCAGUGACAGAAUAUAUAAGUUAAAGAUGGCAAGAUCUGACAUGCUACUUUCCUGCUGAAAAGACAGGGCUACUUCAAAUCAACUACGUUUUUUUAUGCCCCCGAAGGGAGGCAUAUAGUUUUUGAACCGUCUGUCUGUCGGUCUGUCCGCAAUUUUCGUGUCCGGUCCAUAUCUUUGUCAUCGAUGGAUGGAUUUUCAAAUAACUUGGCCUGAAUGUGUACCACAGUAAGACGACGUGUCGCGCGCAAGACCCAGGUCCGUAGCUCAAAGGUCAAGGUCACACUUAGACAUUAAAGGAUAGUGCAUUGAUGGGCGUGUCCGGUCCAUAUAUUUGUCAUCGAUGGAUGGAUUUUCAAAUAACUUGGCAUGAAUGUGUACCACAGUAAGACGACGUGUCGCGCGCAAGACCCAGCUCCGUAGCUCAAAGGUCAAGGUCACACUUAGACAUUAAAGGAUAGUGCAUUGAUGGGCGUGUCCAGUCCAUAUCUUUGUCAUCGAUGGAUGGAUUUUCAAAUAACUUGGCAUGAAUGUGAACCACAGUAAGACGAUGUGUCGCGCGCAAGACCCAGGUCCGUAGCUCAAAGGUCAAGGUCACACUUAGACAUUAAAGGAUAGUGCAUUGAUGGGCUAGUCCGGUCCAUAUCUUUGACAUCGAUGGAUGGAUUUUCAAAUAACUUGGCAUGAAUGUGUACCACAAUAAGACGACGUGUCGUGCGCAAGACCCAGGUUCGUAGCUCGAAGGUCAAGGACACACUUAGACGUUAAAGGAUAGUGCAAUGAUGGGCGUGUCCGGUCCAUAUCUUUGUCAUCGAUGGAUGGAUUUUCAAAUAACUUGGCAUGAAUGUGUACCACAGUAAGACGACGUGUCGCGCGCAAGACCCAGCUCCGUAGGUCAAAGGUCCUAAACUCUAACAUAGGCCAUAACUAUUCAUUCAAAGUGCCAUCGGGGGCAUGUGUCAUCCGAUGGAGACAGCUCUUGUUUUUCAUCAAUAUCAAUGUCAUCUUACAAAAUAUAACUACACUUCAGAUAUUAUUGUGUUUUUUGUAUAUAUUUAAUAUAUUCAUACAUGUAGUAGUGUUUGACAGGUAGAGUUCAAACUUGUUAUUGAUAAACAUUUGUUAAUAUAAUACCUCCACUUAAACUGGCACAGAAGUAGUAACAUUUUAAUUACAGAUUACAGAUUAAUUAUCAGACUGGAUUCCAAAUCAGUAUGACUGCAUCAAUACUUCAAAAUAAUUUUAAAAAAUCUUCCAGAUAUGGUUUUAUCCUGAGAAAAGAUGCUUAACUACAUGCAUACGAAUUGUGACAGUUGGGUAACUCAGACAAAACCUGUAUGUCUAUUCUGUUAAAGGAUGGAGACUUACAUACUGAGGGCUUUAGGACUUUGGUUGGGGCUGGGGGAGGGGGGGGGGGGGGGGGGAAAUUACUACAUUUAUGAAAAUUACUUAUCACCAUAGCUACCUCUCACUCAGAAUUUAUUGUUCAUUGGUAAAAAGAACAAACCUGAAACAGUGAUGUACAGUAGAUUUUUCCAAGUUUCUAUAAUAAAAGUGGCAUACACCAUUCCUAGCCUUUUGUGCCAAUUUAAAGUGAAAGGGAUGUUCUUUUUUUUUUUCAUUUUUUUGUUAAUUUCUUUCAUUAUUGUUGAAAAUACCAGUGUCUGUCAUUUAUAAAGAUGACCGAUUAUUUUGUACCUGUAAUUGUUUGAUUAAUUUGUAUUUUUUUCUCUCAAAUAUUUAUGUAACAGUUAUUUUGCUUUUAUAGUAAACUAUGUACACCUGUAUAUACUAGCAACAUUACUGAAGCUUAUCGUUUGUAUGGAUAUUAUAAAUUUGCGAUACAAAUUCAAGUUGGACAAAUUCAAAUUACAAUGUAAACAAAUGCAUAUUUUAUGUAUAAUUAUUUACAACAGGAAAAUUCAAAUAUGGUAUAAGAUAUUGAGAAUGUCGGGUUUAAUUCAGCCUUUUGAAAUCAUUCUUAGUAGAUGGGACCAACAUGGUAGUUUCUAUUCUUUUGACUUAUCAGAACAGGUUGAUUGAUCUAUUCAGAUAGAGAGCGUACUGUUACGUAACUACGGAACUACUUUUCUAACCAGGAAUUUUGCUUUAACAUACCAAUAACAGUUUCCAUUUGCACCAUAACAAAACAAGUAAAUCAGUUUGUAGGAAAUACUUCUUUAUAAUUAUAUAACACAGUACGUACAAGUAUCAAGUUUAUAUCAAAAUAACAUGAUUUUUUUCAUAAUAUUGUACUCUUUUUAUCAUAUAUUGGAGAGUGUGAAUUGUGGAAUUCUCUGUACAGGUUAGAAGUACUGAAAAUUUUUCUACAUUUACUCUUAAUUUAGGUAAUAUUGAAGCAUGUGCCUGAAAGAGAGAAUAUGAAAAAUGGUAGUAUUGGCAAUGUCUGAUCACAGCAAAGGUCAAAUACUUAUAGACUAUCCAUUUUAAUGUGAUGGCACAAUUAUUGAAAAUCUACAACUAGUGUAUUAUAUGUCUAGCCAACACUUUUAUAUAUACCCAAAUUACAUAAUACUUUUAUUGUAGUUUAGUUGUCAGUAAAAUUUAACCCACCUCUCUGGAUUCUUAAUUACAAGUUGUAAGCAAAAUUGAAUUAAAGUUUGCUUGGAACACUUUUGGGAAGAAAUCACUGCAGAUCCUUUGGGGUUAAAUUGAGUUUUUUUAUGCCCCCAAAGGGAGGCAUAUAGUUUUUUAACUGUCUGUCAGUCUGUCAUUCUGUCAGUCUGUCCGCAAUUUUCGUGUCUGGUCCAUAUCUUUGUCAUCCAUGGAUGGAUUUUCAAAUAACUUGGCAUGAAUGUGUACCACAGUAAGAUGACGUGUCGCGCGCAAGACCCAGGUCCGUAGCUCAAAGGUCAAGGUCACACUUAGACGUUAAAGGUCAUAUUUCAUGAUAGUGCAUCGAUGGGCGUGUCUGGUCCAUAUCUUUGUCAUUCAUGCAUGGAUUUUAAAAUUAUUGGGGAUGAAUGUGUACCACAGUAAGACGUGUCACGCGCAAGACCCAGGUCCGUAGGUCAAAGGUCCUAAACUCUAACAUCGGCCAUAACUAUUCAUUCAAAGUGCCAUCGGGGGCAUGUGUCAUCCUAUGGAGACAGCUCUUGUUCACACUUGUAUUGAUUUUAUAAAGUGCAGUGUACUGGUAGAAUAACAGAAUAUAAGAUUUUUUUUCUUAUAAAUAAUAGACAAUAAUUCAAAAGUGUUCUUUAGGUGAUUUCUUUGUCCUGCAUUAUAUAUAGUAUACCCUUUAUAGAAUCUUUCUAACUUUGCGCCCAUUUAAUAUCACUAGCCAGAUUACUAAUAUAAAAAGUUCAGUGUCAAAUGAUCAAAUUUCUUGGAAGAUGUUUUUAAGACAAGUGCAAUGUGACCAAAGAAAUUUUAUCUUUAUCUCAGUUGUAUGUGGGGAAGUUGUUCUUUCACAGCCUUUUUACCUUUUUCUGCUUUCAGUUUUAAUUUUGAAGCCAUGAAUCUCUGUAAAACAGAAUCUAUCUAGAUGUGCCUUUAAAUUUCAAUAGGUUCCAAAUAAUAUGGUCAAGUCACUAAAGCAAAGAGCUUGUAAAAUAUAAGUACUGUUCUGCUUGUUCAGUGUUAACGUACCAGACCUAUUAACUGCUUAAAGCUUUUCUUUUAACCAAACUAUGAAUAUUGAGAACUUCCUAAAGUACUAUCAAAAAAACAAAAACUGUGUAAAAGAAAUAUACAUAAUAGUAAAAUAGCAGGGUGUUAUAAUCAGAUGUCCAACUCUUGAUUUACCAAACUUUCUGUUUAAUGUUAAGAAAGGGAUCUCAGUGUUACCAAGGGUUUUGGACAAUCACUAGGUGCAUAGCUGCUCGACAAGUAUGCAGUUGCAUUCUACAUCACUUUGCCAAAAAAAGAAAUGAAGACCGAUAAUAUAAAAGUAUCACAAUUGGUCAUCCAGUAGUCAUAAUAUCAUGACAAUUUACCUUCUUAUAAACUUAAAAGAUAAAUUAGCAGUUUUACAGAUGCGGCAAACCUGCCAAAAUUUAAGCGAACUGACAAGAAUGGCAUUCUGACAACAGGAGCUACUAAGCUUAUUAUCUUGUGUCUUGUACAAUUUUGCAGCCUGACAAUGUAGUUGAUUGGAAAUGUGUCUUUAAAACCCUUUCUUCUUCAAGUUUGUACACACAAAAAAUUAAAAAGAAAACACUUUGGAAGUAACUUUACAAAUAAAUGACAUUGUAGAGCAAAUUUACUAUAAAAACAGAAGUAGAUGAAGAAUUUUGUAACAGAUUUAAAGAUGCUUUUGAUGUAAUAUUUCUUGUAAAAGGUGUGAAGUAGUUAUGAACUUUGUAUUGUAUUUUUGAAACUUAUUUACAUUGGUUAUUAUGUUUGUAGAUGUCGUGUAUACACCCUGUCAGCUGAGUGUAUUUUGUCAUAUAAACUGAUAAAUAAAAUACUUCUUCUUA
Messenger RNA from Mercenaria mercenaria, 10370 nucleotides. RefSeq names its product neurocalcin homolog. The record is from RefSeq and is a predicted model, not a curated record. The transcript has 4 exons. Bases 171 to 746 code for a protein of 191 amino acids. Lineage: Eukaryota; Metazoa; Mollusca; Bivalvia; Venerida; Veneridae. Gene Ontology annotation, molecular function: calcium ion binding.